UACUCUGUAAAUGGUUCUAUAGAAAAGCUAGUCAAUCAAAGACUGUUCAAAUACUGAUACCAAUACAAACACAAAAGUCUGAGGAAUUUCGAACCGCAAUCUCAACUUUACUAUCGCAGGAAUGCCCUCUCCAAAGGUUCUUUGUCAAGACCAGAAAAGGAAUUGUUAUAGGGUUGCUGAUUGGCGUGUAUUUACUUAGGAAAUGGUUCUCUCAAGCGGUAAAAAACAAAGACAAAGGGUUUUGUUCUCACAUCUUUACUUUUCUCGCUUUGUGGGUUAAUGGCCUAUUUAAAGGUAUUGUAAGAAACAACCCAUAUGAAUGUGAACUAUGCGAAGAUGUUGGAAGUUUACUCAAGGAUUCCCCUUUGAUUGUUGUGUGCCCAAUAUGUUCCAGGCCCGAAGAUAGCAUUGACGCUGCAAUUCGAAAAAUGCCUGGGAACGUCAAGUUCGCUGUUGCUCUUCUUCAUUCCUGUUCGGAAGGGUCUUUACCUAUAUUUAAAACAAGUCAGAAACUACCAAAAACAGACAAGUAUCGGCACAUCAAAUUUAUUGAUAUAGCUGUUGACAUGGACGCAAAAAUUCACCGAUGCCAGGAUAAUGAAGAUGCAAGAAUUCAGUUGGAAAGUUUUAUCAAACAUUUUAACCAUACUUAAUUUACCUUGACUUUCUACUUUUUAAAUUCAUGUUGCACUGUUAAAUUUGAAAAAUAUGUGGGAUGCGGUAGUCGCAAAAACAUUCAUUGAUACAGUUUUGACAAUAAAACCAGGAUAUAACUUGCUUUAUGUAAACAUAGUCGGAUUAAAUGUAAUGAAAAUGCCACAAUAAGAGAGACACUUGUAACAUAAUUGUAACCGCUUGUGAAAAUAAUAUAUAUUUUAUUAUACGAAUAUAUAAAUAAUCGAAAUACAA
Ruditapes philippinarum (Manila clam) is the source of this 909-nucleotide messenger RNA. RefSeq lists its product as uncharacterized. The record is from RefSeq and is a predicted model, not a curated record. Lineage: Eukaryota; Metazoa; Mollusca; Bivalvia; Venerida; Veneridae.